This is a messenger RNA of Prorocentrum cordatum, 1512 nucleotides long. The record is from the annotation of a GenBank genome assembly. NCBI's taxonomy places the organism in Eukaryota, Dinophyceae, Prorocentrales, Prorocentraceae.
AUGGACGCGCUGGUCGGCGGCGCCGAGGAGGUUCUGUCCGCGGCGAGGCUGCCCGCCGCGAGCCACAGCGCGCUGACCGCCCAGCUGCUGCAGCGCGUGAGUGCGGCGCCCCAGAUGAGCGAGGAGCACAAUCCCUACGAGACGCCUGAGAACGAAAGCCAGGUUCUGGCGGCGAGCUCUCCGCCCGCUGGCGAGCGCGGCGCGAGAGGCGGCAGGCCCCCGAAUAGGCCUCGAGCGCAGACCCCUGAGCUUCAGCGGUUGCUUGAGACAAACAUGCCCGCAGCGGCGAGGGAGUGCGCGGUGAGCAAGUGCCGUGAGGUUGGGCGUCGGGCGAAGCAUUGCAUGUGUCUGCACAUUAAGAAGGCCCUGAAAGACGCGCAAGAUGAGGCUACUGUCUUGAGAGCGAUCAAGGACUACACUGGCAGGAACAUGAGGUGGGCGAAGCACACCUGGAACAACCGUGACGUGUGGAAGGGGAGCGCAGUAUUGAAGAUGGACGCAGGGCAAGCCAUUGCUGGAGGGUACUACGGGUUUUCUGAGGAUCAGUUUCUGAGGACGUUAGGUCCAAGCCCACGUAAGCUCCAGCUGAGCACCGGCGCCCACCUGAGAUAUCCAGAGAUGGCCGCCCCCGUGCCAACGUUUUCUGAGAACCUGGCGUGGGCGGCUGAGAGCGCCGGGUACUCGGCUGAGAAGAUGGGCCACUUUGAGCUCCGCGCCACGAAGGGCUAUCCCCUGAGCCACGGGGUCUGCCGCCUGAUGAUGGAGCAAUUCCGUGAGUUCUACUACAAGGGCGACGACGCCUGGCCCGUGAGACAGCUGAGGGACUUGGCAACCUACUGGGUGAGGCGCCGCUUGUGGUCGAGCGCGCGGAAUCCCAAGAUGAGGAAGAAUGCCGCGAUGAUCCUGGAGUAUUUGAAAAUCGCUGAGGAGGCGGAGCACGUCUGCUACGUUCUCGCGGCCCCCGUAACUGAGCAGCUCCUGCGCUUCAACGCUGAUGAGCUCUACACCGCUGAGCCCCCGCACCAGCAGCUGAUUGGUGAGGUCUUCUGGCUCGGCCCUGAGCUCCAUGCGCUCGUUGAGCCCAUUCAGAACGCCAUCCAGAUGAGGACUGCGGCGAGGCACCGCGGGCUCUGGGCUGAGCUCUACCCGGGCGAGGGCGCGCAGGCUGAGGGCACCCAGACGCAGGCUGACGACAUGGACAGCGUGGCCAGGAUCCUGGGCCGCUGCGGCGCGUACUCGCUGCUGCUCAGCACGCGCCAGCGCAUGGAGGGCACUGCCGGCGGGCAAUUCAAGGUGGUGCACCACCCCCUGAAGGGCCUCGACAACGAGAGCGCGGCCCGGCUCUUCAUGCUCCGCGUGCACCGGGCCCUGCGCUGGGGGGAGCUGCUGCCAGAGGGCGCGCACGCCGCCUCGGGCGACGGCGGCGGCGGCUGCGGCGCCGCCAGCGACUGCGGCGCUGGCGGCGACGUGCCCGGCGCCCCGCUGCCCACCGCCGCAUUGCGGGCGGAGGCG